Paramecium sonneborni is the source of this 321-nucleotide messenger RNA. The record is from the annotation of a GenBank genome assembly. NCBI's taxonomy places the organism in Eukaryota, Ciliophora, Oligohymenophorea, Peniculida, Parameciidae.
AUGAUUUAAUCUAAAAUGUUAGAAGAUGAAGAAGAGCUUCAUUGUUCUUUUAAUCAUAAACUUCCUAUUUUGAUGGUUGCAUGUGAUUUAAAAUUAAAGAAGAAUCAAAGACUUUUAUGCUCUGAAUGUAUUGAAAAUUUAGAAUCGCAACCAUAGUUAAUGAAUUUUAAGAAAGCCUUAAAAAUUAUUGAAGAAAAUUAAAAAUAAAAGAAAGAAUUCAUUGAGAAUGUGAUAAUGAUUAACAUAAAACUGAUUGAANAUUUAAUUAUUCAUACAUCCUUAUUAAAAUAAAAACGAAGUAAUUCUUUAAUAAAGAUUUGA